AUGGCCGGAGGCAGGACGGCAAACGAGGUUGGCGCGCGUGAGGCCACGCGCUCGUCAAGUGUACCAAGUGCCGUGUUGCACACCAUACUUCAAGCGAUCAGCCAAGUUACGGACGUGGCUGCCUUUCUCAACGCGCUACCAGUGUCGACGCUACCAGUCGAGCUCAUCGCGCUGCGAGACCUCGGUGCCGCCGUCAGCCUCGCUGACCACUGGCCGGGCGUGUACGGGACCAAGAUCCCGGUCCACUACGCUCGCCUCGGUAUUGCUGCGCUGCCUGAGUUCUCGGGCGUCUACAUUGACGCUGGCUUUACGCCUCUCGAUUGGCUCGACGUGACGUUGCCGCCAAUGAUGCCGGUGACGCUGGUCGUGGACCCUUCCGUGUCGAGUGUCCCCGGCGCCUUUGCCUACAACUGGGGCGACCGAAUUUCCCACAUCAUCACAAAGAACCGCCGAGUCGAUCCGAUCUGUGACCUUCUCGGUCGCUGCGUCAACGUCCAAUCGGUGUCGAUUUGGCGACACUUACGACGACGCCAUCGCGCAACAUUCUUAUCGCUCUUGUGCACCCGCGUGCGCGACCCGACGGCGCUGGCUACUGCGAUCCAAGUCUGCUCGACGCUGGCGACCUUGCGUCUGGACUGCGUUGAAGACAUAUACGCAGCGCUGGCGUCGUUGCCAUCGACCUUGCAUCACAUCACGUCGCUCUCAUUGAGCCAAUCGUCGGAUCAGUAUGACAUUCCCAUACUUGGCCUUUUUGAGAAGCUCGACCCAACCAAGCUGCUGUCCUUGUCCAUUCGAAACAACUAUUACCAAGCUCUUCGGUUGCGCGACGUCGUCUGCAUCCUUGGCGUGUGUCCCUCGCUCGAGUCGGUGUGCCUUGAAAACUGGACGCUUCCCGCGGCUUCUACGGCGGGCGCUUGCCCGCGCCUCGGUAGCGCCACGCUGUGCUAUCUUCCGUUGGAUGCCGUGAGGGACGUGACGACGAUCAUGGAGUGGCUCUCGACCUCGCACCGCCUCCGCACAGUGGUCUUGACGGGCACGGUGCUCGGCCACAACGGCGUUGCGGCGCGAGCGCUGCCUGCAUGGAUGGCACGCGGCCUCGAGACGUUGGGGCUCGAUGAAACGGAACUGGGCGACGAUGACGCUAGCGUUCUUGCAACUGCGCUCGCCUCGGGCAAGAACCGGCGGUCGCUGACGAUCGAUGUGUCGUCGAAUCUACUGACGAUGGCGUCGGCGGCCGUGCUACUGACAGCGCUGGGGGCGUGCUGUGACGUGGCGCUGCGUUUGAGUAAUCCUUUUCUGAUGUUGCACUACUUGCCCGCUCAAGGCCGACAUGUGGAUGAGGGCAAGAACACCAAGAAAGCACUUGUGGUCGAGAAGCCAAAAGAAGAAGUGAGCUGA
This is a messenger RNA of Saprolegnia parasitica CBS 223.65, 1398 nucleotides long. RefSeq lists its product as hypothetical. The record is from RefSeq and is a predicted model, not a curated record. The coding region runs from base 1 to 1398 and encodes 465 amino acids. Lineage: Eukaryota; Oomycota; Saprolegniomycetes; Saprolegniales; Saprolegniaceae. The transcript is spliced from 3 exons.